Messenger RNA from Paramormyrops kingsleyae, 4687 nucleotides. Lineage: Eukaryota; Metazoa; Chordata; Actinopteri; Osteoglossiformes; Mormyridae. The record is from RefSeq and is a predicted model, not a curated record.
GUGUGUGCAUGUCUCGCUGUUGCACGUGGCUGUGACUUCCUGUUCAGUGUGUGCAUGUCUCGCUGUUGCACGUGGCUGUGACUUCCUGUUCAGUGUGUGCAUGUCUCGCUGUUGCACGUGGCUGUGACUUCCUGUUCAGUUUGUGUGCUCUCUUUUCCUUAGAGUCCUGACAUAGCCCGGGUGCUACAGGGUGGCUGCCAUGGUUUCUCCAAGAAGUUCAUGCACUGGCAGGAGGAGCUCAUCCUGGGUGGGAGGGCCAAGGAUUCUCACAAUGCACUUCUGAGUGCUGAAGCCCUUCAGACCAUGUACCUCCUGAUGAGUCCCAGGCAGCUCUACGAGCACUUUAAAGAUGACUACGAGAUCCAUGACAUCAACUGGAAUGAGGAGAAAGCCACUGCCAUUUUGGAGUCCUGGCAGAGGAAGUUUGUGGAGGUGGUCCACCAGAGCAUUUCUCCAAAUUCCUCACAGAGCAUCCAUGCCUUCUCCACCACUACCCUCAACGACAUUAUGAAGUCUUUCUCGGAUGUCAGCGUGAUCAGAGUGGCGGGCGGUUAUCUGCUCAUGCUGGCAUAUGCCUGUGUGACCAUGCUACGCUGGGACUGUGCCAAGUCCCAGGGCGCGGUGGGUCUGGCAGGCGUCCUGCUGGUGGCGCUCUCUGUGGCUGCUGGCCUGGGCUUGUGCUCUCUGCUGGGCCUCUCCUUCAAUGCCGCCACCACUCAGGUGCUUCCCUUCCUGGCCUUGGGGAUUGGGGUGGAUGACAUGUUCCUGCUGGCUCAUUCCUUCACAGAAACCGGCUCCAACAUCCCUUUCAAGGAAAGAACAGGUGACUGCCUAAGGAGGACCGGGACCAGCGUGGCUCUCACUUCCAUCAACAACAUGAUUGCCUUCUUCAUGGCCGCCCUGGUUCCCAUCCCGGCUCUCCGGGCGUUCUCCCUGCAGGCAGCCAUUGUGGUGGUUUUCAACUUCGCUAUGGUGCUGCUCAUCUUCCCUGCCAUCCUGAGUUUAGACCUUCAUCGGAGGCAAGACAAGAGGCUCGACGUGCUCUUCUGUUUCUACAGCCCCUGCUCCUCACGGGUCAUCCAGAUCCAGCCACAUGAGUUCUCAGAUGCCAGUGAAGGCCAGCAUUUCCCAUCCCCCUCACCGUCAUACAAUGGCCCCACCAUCUCCACCAGCACCCAGAUCACCACUACCGUGCAGGCCUUCACCCAGUGCGAUGCGGCUGGUCAGCACAUCGUCACAAUCUUGCCACCCACCUCCCAGAUCUCCACCAGCCCUCCCUCUGUUCUGCUGCCUUCACCUCCCCACGAUGCCUAUGACUCACAGCUCUUCACAGCUUCCAGUUCUACACGGGAUCUCCUAGCCCAGGUGGACGACGCACAGGAAGCUCGCAAGUGCGUACCGCUGCCGUUCUUUCGCUGGAACUUGUCAGACUUUGCCCGUGAUAAGUAUGCCCCGCUGCUGCUGAAGACAGAGACCAAGGCUGUGGUGGUGGUUCUCUUUGUGGCCUUGCUGGGCUUGAGCCUCUACGGGACCACCAUGGUCCAUGAUGGCCUGUACCUCACCGACAUUGUUCCCCGUGACACCAAGGAGUAUGACUUCAUCUCUGCGCAGUUCCAUUACUUCUCCUUCUACAACAUCUACCUAGUUACCAUGGGUGGCUUUGACUAUGCUCGCUCCCAGCGUCGCCUGCUACAGCUGCACAAUGCGUUCAGCUCCGUCAAACACGUGGUCAGGACCGACCGGCAGAAGCUGCCUCAGAUGUGGCUGCACUAUUUCCAGGAUUGGCUGAGAGGACUGCAGGCCGCCUUCGAUGCUGACUGGGCUGCUGGCCGCAUCACCUCAGACAGUUACCGCAAUGGCACAGAGGAUGGCGUUCUGGCUUAUAAGCUUCUCAUCCAGACUGGAGCCAAGAAGGAGCCUUUCAACUACAGCCAGCUGACCACCCGAUGCCUGCUAGAUGAGGAGGGCUUGGUGCACCCAGAUGUUUUCUACAUCUACCUGACGGUGUGGGUUAGCAAUGACCCCCUGGGUUACGCUGCCUCCCAGGCCAACUUCUACCCCCAUCCCCGCGAAUGGAUCCAUGACAAGUACGACACGACAGGCGAGAAUCUGAGGAUCCCGGCUGCAGAACCCCUGGAAUUUGCACAGUUUCCCUUUUACCUGAAUGGCCUGCGGCAGACGUCGGACUUCAUCGAGGCCAUCGAGAGUGUGCGCUCCAUCUGCGAUGAAUUCACAAUCCAGGGUAUCCCCAGCUACCCCAGUGGGCACCCCUUCCUUUUUUGGGAACAGUACAUUGGCCUGCGGCAUUGGUUUCUGCUGGCCGUCAGUGUGCUGCUUGCCUGCACCUUCCUGGUCUGCGCCAUUCUGCUGCUGAACCCCUGGACCGCAGGCAUCAUCGUCUUCAUCCUGGCCAUGAUGACGGUUGAGCUCUUUGGCAUUAUGGGUCUAAUUGGCAUCAAACUGAGCGCUAUCCCCGUGGUCAUCCUCAUCGCCUCUGUGGGCAUCGGUGUGGAGUUCACUGUCCAUGUGUCACUGGGCUUCCUGACCGCCAUCGGCAGCCGCAGCCUACGCUCUGCUGUCGCCCUUGAGCACAUGUUUGCCCCCGUCAUGGAUGGUGCCAUCUCCACACUGCUGGGUGUGCUCAUGCUGGCCGGCUCUGAGUUUGACUUCAUCAUAAGGUACUUCUUUGCCGUGCUGGCUAUCCUGACACUGUUGGGUGUUCUCAAUGGCCUUGUUCUUCUGCCCGUCCUGCUGUCGCUCAUUGGGCCACCUGCCGAGGUCACCCCAUUUCCGGAGUCCUUGUCCCCUACAAGCCACCCACCUCAUGGCCCGCCCCGCCGGGCCUUCUGCGAGUCCUCGGAUUCCGAGUACUACUCCGAGUACUACUCGGAGAGCAGCUGCACCUGCGAUGAGGAACAUAAGCAGUGUGCUCACGGUGCCUACAACACGCCAACGGCUCCGGGACCCUCCCACAUCCUGCUGGAGGCCAGCAGGAACCCCAGCUUUCCCAAACUCACGGUAGUGAAACCAUUUAGCCAUAGGUCAGAUUCUACCAACCAGAAGAGACUAAACGGGCCGGCUCCACCCACCAUCAUGUCAGUCAGUUCCCAGAUCGCCAGACAGGAGAGCAAACAGCAUCACCAACGGGAUGCAUCCCCCAGGGGGCAGCAUUUAGUCAGCAACAGGGUGCCACUUUCGGGGAGGACUCAACGCUGUGGGCCACAAGCGGAGCAGUUACCUAACAGAACUAUGACGCCUGCCUGCCAUGCUGGACGGCCUCAGGCUCCCAGGAACACUGUGACGAUGGUGACGGCCACCGCGUCUGUGACGGUGUCUGUGCACCCAAAUGUGCUGGGGCCCUACAGCAGCUACGUGCCCGAGGCCUUUGAAGACAGCGAGAUGCACUUAGGUGAGGGCAUCUCACAGACUUCCAGGAUGGCUGCUGAAGCCUCCCAGGUGGAAUCCUUGGAGCUGCAGGACCUGGAGUGUGAAGUGAGGCACGAGCACAGGGCUGCGAAGAAGCACUAGGGGGUCUGGGCCCUUUCUCUGCAUCUCUGCAGCUGGAGGACCUCCAUGUGACCUGCAUGUGCUACACUGCCCCCUGCCUGCAGGCAGUGCCUCACAGCAGGGAUGCUAUUGUGAUGGCUGCACGCCAGCUGGACUCCUCUGCUUGGGCUGGUCAGUGUGAACCACUCUUUGGGGAUCCGCAUGCACCUGCCUGGGACACCACCAUGAUCUGUACAGACUAUAAAGCAGACCUUGUGAAAACAGGAGGAUUUAUUUUGGGAAAAAAAAGUAUUAAAAGUUCUCAUUCUGCAAAUAUAUAAGUGUACGAAUAUAUAUAUAUAUAUAUAUAUAUAUAUAUAUAUAUAUAUAUAUAUGUAUAUCAAUACUAAAUAACAGGGAAGAGCUAUUUAAAAGUGUAAAAACUGUAUAACUGGUGCAUUCUGUUAUAUAAAAGUCAGAUAAUGUGUGAAGUUGAGGCCGUUUCCUCCCUUUUCUAGAUGGAAAAAUGUGUUAUAUGUAAAAAAAAGAAACAAAAACUGGUAUAAUGGUAAUAGUUUAUUAGAAAAAAGGUCAGUGUUUCGCUGCUACUGUUUAUAAGACAAGAACUGAAAAGUUUUGCCUUGAAAAAAUGAGGUACUCCGUACCACCGCAGGAGCAGAGAUGUAACCUUCCCACCGAUGCUCAUACCACAGAGCAAAAAGUCGUCUCUAUGUGUGUGAAGAUGCUCUUAUUCACAGGCGCUUCCAUGAGCUCCCUCCUGGGCGCUUUGUGCCGAGCUCGCUGACGCGUUUGGUCACUACUGAACACGCUCUGUGCUCACAGCCAGCUGGCCCUUCCGCUGUGCACUCUGUGUUCAGGGUCGGCCUGCAUUACUUGAAGAAGCCGUAAGGUGACGUUUUCCACUUUCCUUCAUUUAAGUUACACUUUGAGUGAGGUAACAGUUGGUCAACUGUGACUUGUAAGGGGUUUUUCCCGUAAGGGGUUUCACCCGACUUUAUUUUCAAAGGGAAUUUUGGAGCUUCUGCUGUUCUAGCUGGUCGCUCUGGGGAGGCAGAAAUAACUUCUGCAGAUCUGCAAAGCUAUAAGAAGGUAGAUGAUUGUUAACGAGACCAGAGCCCAUUCAGCCAGUGCUUCCAUGCCUGGGCUGACCUUUCACGGCACACCUAGUGCAAGCCAGUAU